AGUGUGAGGUUACCAUUCCUCCUGCUCGGUUCCUGAAUGAACUUCAACUGUUUCGGUUUCGCUCACAUCGGUCAUCAUGUUCGCUGCUGUUUCUCUUUUUCACCUUACCUACGGUUGUAUGUGUCAGGUGUAAUUAUGCACAUUGGCCUAUAAAAAAAAGUGCGUGAAGAAAGUAAAAAAAACAAUCGUGCGGAAUCGUGCGACUUUUGGCGUAAAUGCGAUGGAGGCUUUAAUUUGAUGAUGCAUUUUGUGAGUGCACCGACAGAUGGCAGUGGUCGCAAAAUGGCGAGUUCUCGUGUGUUGUUUGUUAUGUCGACUAAAAAUUUGUUAAAUAAUUUUGGACUGGCCAGAUGCAACUUUAUGAUUUUCAGAAGAGAAUACAGUGUCUUUCCUAAGCGUUAUGUUCAGCCAAUAUUUAAGAAAGAUGAGCAGCAAGAAAUGCUUCAAAGCGAGGAAGGAAAGGCAAUCGUCCAUCAAUCGUUUAAACCGGCGUUGACAAGCGAUACGUGCUCUGGAUUUUAUGAUCCCAAGUUGACGAAAUUUACAAAUGUUCUUAUGAGAAAUGGAGAUAAAAUAUUAGCGAAGAAACUGGUAACCUUUGCUCUUGAGAAAGUGAAAAGGAUACAAUUGAAACGUUACCACCAGAGUACAGAUGAGAAUAAAGAAAAGAUUGAAUUAGAUCCUUUUGCAGUUUUUCAUCUUGCUCUUAAUAAUUGCAUGCCAAUUUUGCAUUUGGAGUCAUGCAAAAAGGGUGGAAUUACAUAUCAGGUACCUGUACCGAUUAAAGCCUCAAAAGCACAGCAUAAAGCAAUGAAAUGGUUGAUAGAAUCUGCAAAUGAUAAAACUUCCGAAGAGAGAUUCUACGAUACAUUAGCUAGGGAACUAGUGGCAGCUUCUGACAAUAAGGGUAGAGCAGUGAGACGGAAACUGGAAUUACACAAAAAAUGUCAAGAAAAUCGGGCUUAUGCACACUUUAGAUGGUUGUAGAUAUGAGAGGAUCAGUGAUACGAAGUCUGUUAUCUGAUAGAGGGAUCACAUCGUCAAUAUUGGUUUUCAGAUCCAACCUACGUCCCCAGUAAUCUAUGUAAGACAAUAUCACAUUUCCUUCCUCCAAAUUUAUAUAUAUUAUUCCUACCAAGUUAUUGCACAGGAUUCCGUUGAUGUGUAGAAAUGCUGAUAUUAAAAGUGCUAAAACAA
Molecule: messenger RNA, 1197 nt
Organism: Odontomachus brunneus
Lineage: Eukaryota; Metazoa; Arthropoda; Insecta; Hymenoptera; Formicidae
Gene: mRpS7
Product: 28S ribosomal protein S7, mitochondrial
Exons: 6
Coding region: 238-987 (249 amino acids)
Biological process (GO): ribosomal small subunit assembly; translation
Cellular component (GO): ribosome
Molecular function (GO): rRNA binding; mRNA binding; structural constituent of ribosome
Source: RefSeq, a predicted model, not a curated record